AAGCAUGAUUGCGCACAGCGUCAUGGAGUUCUCAACAGUUUCCCAGAACAUAGGCUCAACUAUCUUAGAUUGUGCUCCUCGUGUUUAGCAAGGUAGUCCAAAAUUGAAGUCAGUGCAUCAGCCAUUGACAUCUUCAUUCUACCCAGAAAAAAGGCCUCAAUAAUUUACUUUCACUAUACUCGUAUUUUUGUAAUACACUCCGAAAGUCUUGGCACGCUAUGGGUUGCUCUUCAUCCCUUCCGGAGAGGAAUUCUAAUCAAUUGGGUCGAGCGAAUUCGGAGAAUGGUGGAGGGCAGGACGCCAAGAAUCUACGUGUGAAGCUUGUUCUGCUAGGUGAUUCUGGUGUUGGUAAAAGCUGUAUUGUCCUUAGGUUUGUCCGUGGCCAGUUUGAUCCGACAUCCAAGGUAACUGUUGGAGCUUCAUUUUUGUCACAAACAAUAGCUUUGCAAGACUCUACCACAGUCAAGUUUGAAAUAUGGGACACUGCAGGUCAAGAAAGGUAUGCCUCACUGGCACCAUUGUAUUAUAGAGGUGCAGCAGUUGCUGUUGUUGUUUAUGACAUAACCAGUCCAGAAUCAUUCGACAAAGCACAGUACUGGGUUAAGGAGUUACAAAAGCAUGGAAGCUCCGACAUAGUUUUGGCCUUAGUGGGUAAUAAAGCUGAUCUUCAUGAGCAGCGAGAAGUGCCUGUUCAGGACGGCAUUGAGUAUGCGGAGAAGAAUGGAAUGUUCUUUAUCGAGACCUCUGCGAAGACAGCAGAUAAUAUAAAUGAAUUGUUUGAGGAAAUUGCCAAAAGACUGCCUCGUCCAUCCACUAAUUGAAUUACCCGGAACUGUACUGAAAGACAUGCUUUGUCUUUGGGACCUUCUAAGUUCAAUAAUAUGAGUUGUGUAAAGUAUGAUUAUGCUCUUCUCUGGUUUCAUAUACAUUGUGUUGAGUUCAGUUAAAGCAGUACGAUCACGAACAAAUUAUACAUUAGAUUGUAGUACGCUGAAUCUCGUGAGACCCUCAAAUGUUUUUUUUUUUUUUUAAGGUGCUGAGAUUGUAAAAGUGGGGCACAAUAUAGCAGUUACGUGAGAAAAUAAUACAAGAUUUUUGUCA
Messenger RNA from Prosopis cineraria, 1101 nucleotides. RefSeq names its product ras-related protein RABF1. The record is from RefSeq and is a predicted model, not a curated record. Gene Ontology annotation, molecular function: GTP binding; GTPase activity. The transcript has 8 exons. Lineage: Eukaryota; Viridiplantae; Streptophyta; Magnoliopsida; Fabales; Fabaceae. Bases 219 to 821 code for a protein of 200 amino acids.